Hibiscus syriacus is the source of this 2566-nucleotide messenger RNA. Its product is annotated as glycine-rich RNA-binding protein RZ1C-like. The coding region runs from base 1733 to 2410 and encodes 225 amino acids. The transcript is spliced from 4 exons. The record is from RefSeq and is a predicted model, not a curated record. Gene Ontology annotation, molecular function: zinc ion binding; RNA binding. NCBI's taxonomy places the organism in Eukaryota, Viridiplantae, Streptophyta, Magnoliopsida, Malvales, Malvaceae.
AGAAGGAAGGGAAUUGUUUGUAAAGAAUGGCAGGGAAAGAAGAGAAGCGAAUAUUUGUCGGAGGAUUAUCAUGGGAUGUCACCGAACGACAGCUUGAGCAUGCGUUUAGUCAGUUCGGGAAAAUUCUUGAAUCUCAGGGAGUGUUUUUGGUCAGGGUGACUGCAUCAAGUUGUUGAAGUGCAAAGUAAAGCUAUUUAUAAUGCUCAAGCACAAAGUAUUUGUUUAAUUAAGAUGUUUGCUUCAUGGAAGGGAGAUGAAGUUUAAAUUGAUUGUUUUAAAUUGUGUUAUGGAGAAACGGUUUUGUUGGGAUAAAAGGAUCCUUGCAAGCAGGAACAAGCCUUGAGUUUUUUGCUUUAUCUGUGAAUUUUACUUUUGAAGAGCCCGAAAUGACCAUUGAGACUGUCUAAAGAAAUAUGCAUUGCUUUUUAAGUGGCUGUUUGUGGUAAGCAUCGCAGUGAAGCUUUUGUGGAGUUCGUUCCGAAAAUUAUAUGGCAAGACCAUAGUUUUUCUUUUUCAUGGACGACAAAUGAGUCAUCAAUUUGUGUCUAUUUUCCUUCUAAGAGGAUCAGAGUUUUUUCAAGAUAUCUUUUCCUUUUCUAGGGUGUAUGAAAGCAUUUAUAGACCUUUUUUACUUGUGGAGCCUUGUGUUGCUGUAGAAUUCUCUGUGCCUGGCCUUUUCUUUUGUUGUUGUGGAGUCUACGACUUUUGUCUCUACUCAUUAGCACCGGUUUUCUUGGCCACUAUGUUCGAAAUGAUGGCAAAGAGCAGCUGUAUGUACUCCGGCAUGAUUAUGUAGUUUUCCUUGGGGCAGAGUUAGUUCUUUUGGAUGGGAUUGAUAUCAUCUCGGCUUAUGUGGUUAGACUGUGGCUUAAGAUACCUUUUUUUGGCCUUAUUUUGAGAUUCUUUUUGUUGAUUUCCUUUUUCCUGUUACCUAACAUUCUAAACUAGUUUAAAACCUAAUGUCUGAUCAAUCUGAAGACUUGAUCCAUGGAUAUUUGUAUAGCAAGUUCAAAUCUCAGUCUUUCAAUUUUGUACCACCGUUCAGCCAAUCAGUUUAGCAAGCCCCAAUUUGUUAUCCAAAAUUGUUCGUUUCCCGGGACUGCAUCUGUAUGGUAGAUAAUAUAUCAAGCACUCUCUAUAGCAGUUAGUUUUGGAAGCUUACAGCAUUGUAGUGACUGUGAUAUCUCCCUCAGACUUUAUAGUGAGAGCCUUUUCAAAUUUAUCCAGUUGUGUUGACCAAGAAUGCUGAAACUGUAAGAUAUUGGACUCCCUAUUUGUGGCAGUUGGCUGAACCCGCUUUUGAAUCUCUCCUCGCUAACUGAUUGCACAUGGACAUGAGAAGUACAGUAUUCAGCAUAUAAAGCUUGAUGAUGUCUGCUUCUCAUGUUAUUUAUAGCUUGCAGACAAACUGAUUGAUAUGGAAAAUGUUUUUGGCUUGGUAAGGAUUGAUAUUAGCCCAACGUAGAACCAGUGUCUAUUGUUUGUUAACACUGACUGGUGGAAAUGUAACAAUAAAGAGGAAGAGAAACAGAAAUCAGAAAGAAUUCAUUUGUUUGACCAUAUGGAGAUUUUGAUAAGUUCUGCAUAAACCGGUUUCUGUGGGAAAUGAGAUAAGGUCAGAGUUUUAUUUACCAGAUCAGAAAAGGGAAAAUUUUUCGGUAUCUUCUGUUCUGUUUUAAGAAUCUUUGCAAUAUCAUAUCAAUGCAUAACCAACUAUAACAAGGAGAAAAUCAUGGUGGAGAGAGAUACAGGGCGAUCUCGUGGAUUUGGAUUUAUUACAUUCGCAGAUCGCCGGUCCAUGGAUGAAGCUAUCAGGGAGAUGCAUGGGCGAGAGUUAGGGGAGCGCACUAUCUCGGUGAACAAGGCUCAACCCAAGAUGGGUGAUGAUCUUGAUCAUGGCUAUAGAGGAGGUUACCCAACGAGUGUCAGGGGUCGCUAUGCAGGUGGAGACAGGCCUGUUGCACAAGAUGAAUGCUUCAAAUGUGGGCGCUUUGGGCACUGGGCUCGUGAUUGCCCUUCAGCUGGUGGUGGCCGAGGUGUGAGUGGCGGCAUGUUUUCUUCACGUUCAAGAUAUGGUGGAGCAGAUGACCGUGGUGAUCGGUACAUUGAUGACCGUUAUGACGGUGGACAAUUUGGAGAUAGGGACCGUUUUGACAGCAGAGAUCGUUUCAUUAGCGACAGGUAUCCGCCUAGUGGAGAUCGAUUUGCUGAUCGCUAUGGUGGUUCAGAUCGUUUCCCUCAAAAUGGCUACGGCAAAGAGAGGGGGUUUCGAGAUGUUGCUCCAAGAGGCAACGAUAGGUAUGGAAGCGGAGGGCCAGCACGGAAUGAUGGAAGAGGCUACCGUAACAGGGCUGGCCCUUACGAUCGUCCAGGCAUGGGAGGUCGCCCGUCUUCCUUUGACCGCUAUUAAGCGAUGUCGUUAUGAUAUGUCAAGUUUUAGGCGAGAGCAGUAUUGAUGCAUAGGUACUUGUUAUCUAAUCAGUGGAAUCAGGUAGAAUUCUGGAAUUUCUAUGAAUGGUAGGAUUUGACUAAGUUUAAUUAAAUUAGAGAAUCCGUUCCUUUUGUC